UUUAGGUAUGAAACUCACACUUUCAAUAGUUAAUAGUUUAGGUGGCUAUCUCUAUGAAACACGUCUCUUUCUUCAUAAGAUAGGAAUAAGAUUGUGUAGACAUCUUUCUCUCCCGUGGAAUAAUAAUAAUAAAUACUGGAUAUGUACGUCAUUGUUGGUGUUGUAUUAAAAUGUGAAGUAGAGUCGUCCAAUACACCUUGUGAUUUUCCAUCUUGUUUGAAGCAAUGAAUGUGUUGCUGCAGGUCCCAAACCUGGUCGGUGUUAAUAUUCUUUGCAUUUCAUAGUCCAAAACCCAUUAACAUUAAGUACUAGUGUACUACCCUUGGCAUUCUUCCUUAAACAAAUAAAAAAAGCCACUGGCUCUUUGCUUUACACGAUAUAACGUACGACCUAAGGCAUAAACAAGAAUAUCAUCAACAUUAAUUAAUUAAAGACAUGAUAAUAAAUCUCAAUUUGCGUUAACCGUCCAAACCGACAUUUCACUAUUUUUUUUGCUAGGUAGCACCAAUAGCCGACACAUUCCCAAAUCUCCUACUAUUUGUUUCGCCUAUAUAAACAGUGUCUUGAGCAUGACUAUAUAUAAGGCACAAAAAUUCACUGAAAGCACAAUUUCAAAUAUAUAUUGUAGUAGCUAAAUGGCAGAGGAGACAAUGAACAAGGGUACUAAUGAUGGUGGAUGUGGAUUGUUCAAUUUCAUGGGAAAAAAAGAAGAAGACAAGGCUCACCACUGUCAAUGUGGAGGAGAAGCACAGUCUCACUCUCAUGGAAGCAGUUCAUCACACUCACAGCAAUUCUAGCUCGUUGAAAUUUCAGUCAAGCGAUGAUGAGGAAGUAGAAGAGGGCAGUACCGGAGAAAAGAAAAAGGGACUUAAAGAGAAGAUCAAAGAAAAGAUGUCCGGUACUGACCAUGGUCAGCAAGAAAAUGAAUUGAUUCCUAUGGCUCCUAAUGCAAAUGCAACACACGAAGAAGACAAGAAAAUAGGAUUAAUAGACAAGAUAAAAGAAAAUUUUCCAGGUCACCACAACAAGAACCAGCUGCUCAUACUACUUUAGAUGAGCAAGGUGAACCAAAAGAUGAGAAGAAAGGAUUGCUUGACAAAAUCAAAGAGAAAUUGUCACAAGAACCAUGAUGACGAAGAGAAACACAAGUCUAACUGAAAUUAAGAAUUAAUCCUCUAGCUUCUGCACUACUGUAUGAAUUCAAUCGCUUUUUUAAUCUUUUUAUUUGCUUUACUCUAUGUUUGGAGUAGUGAUGUGAUCCUUGUAAUUGAUUUUCUAUUGUAUGUUUCAAUUCCAAGUAAAUGAAAUUUUCUAUUGUAUGG
Molecule: messenger RNA, 1322 nt
Organism: Solanum tuberosum (potato)
Lineage: Eukaryota; Viridiplantae; Streptophyta; Magnoliopsida; Solanales; Solanaceae
Product: phosphoprotein ECPP44-like
Exons: 2
Coding region: 667-1053 (128 amino acids)
Biological process (GO): cold acclimation; response to water deprivation; response to abscisic acid
Cellular component (GO): cytosol; membrane
Source: RefSeq, a predicted model, not a curated record